UCUCGCGAGAUUUCGACUAGUUUACUUGAGUGAAUGCCACGUCUUACCAGUAGCAUCAACGUAGACAGAAAUAACAGCUGUUUAUCGAAUAUAUUGCACGCAGAACAGAGAGUUAUCCAGCGGCCCCACAGGCAGUGAUAUCUGACACAACCCGGGGAUAAUAUGGGCUGUGAACGUCUGCUGGCACUGACGGUGGUAACAUCUGUAGUACUCCUUUUGGCCCUCCAUUCAACCAUCGCUCAUAGCCAUUCCCAUGGGGACCACGGACAUGGCCACCAUCACCAUGGCCACUCCCAUGGAGAAGACGAUCAUGGCGCUCAUGUGAAGAUGUUCCACGGAGCGAGCAAGUGGAGCGCCGAGGCCAACCUCCCUCUAAAGGAAGAGGAGCACCACGGACACGGUCAUGAUCACGGGCACGGUCAUGAUCACGGGCACGCUCAUGAUCACGGGCACGCACACGCUCAUGAUCACGGGCACGCACACGCUCAUGAUCACGGGCACGCUCACGCUCAUCAGGAAGAUGUUGUUCGGGUGCACAAGGAGAAGCGUGGACACGGGCACUCGCACGGAGAGAAGAAGGAGGUGGAGAAGAGAGACAUCGUGGAGCUCUGGACUCAGGCUAUUGGAGCGACCCUGCUGAUCAGUGCGGCUCCUUUCUUCAUCCUGUUUCUGAUCCCAGUUCAAUCCAACAGUGACCAGCAUCAGAACCUUCUCAAGGUACUGCUCAGUUUCGCCUCAGGUGGACUGCUGGGUGACGCCUUCCUCCACCUCAUACCUCAUGCUUUGGAGCCUCACUCUCAUCAUGAAGAAGAUCACGGACACUCACACACAAGUGAAGAGUCACAUGACCAUGGUCACUCCCACGGAGCUGCCCAUGGCCACAUGAUGUCAGUGGGCCUGUGGGUUCUCGGCGGGAUCAUCGCCUUCCUGGUUGUAGAGAAAUUUGUGCGUCUGCUGAAGGGAGGGCACAGUCACGGACAUUCACACGGCCACUCGCAUGGUGCACCCAAGGAAAAGGACAGUGAUGGAGAAGAAGAGAAGGAAAAGAAGAAGAAGAAAGAUGACAAAGAAAGCAAAGACAAGAAAUUGCCAAAGAAAGAGGAGAAGAGCACAGACAUUAAGGUGUCAGGUUACCUGAACCUGGCAGCUGACUUUACACAUAAUUUUACUGACGGCCUGGCAAUCGGAGCGUCGUUCCUGGUUGGUCCAGCAGUCGGUGCCGUCACCACCCUCACCAUCCUGCUGCAUGAGGUCCCACAUGAGAUAGGAGACUUUGCGAUCCUUGUCCAGUCUGGCUGCACCAAAAAAAAGGCUAUGUGUCUACAGCUGCUGACAGCGCUGGGAGCUCUGGCCGGCACAGCUUGUUCCCUAUUGGCAGAGGGCGUGGGCGCUGCGGCGACCGCAUGGAUCCUGCCCUUCACAGCCGGCGGGUUUGUUUACAUUGCCACAGUGACCGUGCUCCCAGAACUGCUGGCGGGCCGCUCCAGUUUUGGCCAGUCGCUAAUGGAGAUUCUGGCCCUGCUGUUCGGAGUCGGCAUGAUGGUGCUGAUCGCUGAGUACGAGUGAGACACAGCAGAGUGGACAGGAGCCCCCACAGUGAGACAGGGAACAGAGAGGGACAGCUCAAAAAUGGUUGGAAAAGAAUGGUGAUUUUAAGUAGAGUUCAAUUGAAUUAUUUGUCAGAGGUGUGUUUUCUUGUCAUUUGUUUUUUUUUUUUUUAUUAUCAGUUCUGUUUUGGGACAAACGCCACCUACUGAUGCCGAAUGGAUGAUUUUUGUUAUGUAUUUUUUAGCAGGUCACAUUCCUCUAUUUUUUUUUUUAAUUUUUUUUUUUUUUUUUUUUUUGCUCAGCAAGAGAGACUGAGAGCUGGAAAGAGACAAUGUGAUGUUUUCGGGGACUGCUGUGUUGUUCACUGAGGGCAAUCAGUCCCAAAAUUCACCCAUCACUUUCACUACAUGGAUCAUUCAGCUACAGUUUUACAGCAGCUUAAACUGACGGCCAGUCCCUUCCAGAAGUGGCUUAAAGUAGUUAAAUUUUCUAGCCAUAACGCGUUUUCUAUCAUUUAGCAAGUGGCUGGUCCUUUAAAACUAGUAAAACUAAUAAAACUAUUUCAGAGUUGGGUCAGCGAAAGAGCAGCGAUGGUCUGGCUCAGUGACCUUCUCACUUACACAUGUUUCUGUUUCCUUUGGAGAUAUUGAAUGUUAAUAUUUUUACAUUCCGCAAAAUAAAGGUAAAUGUUGUGGCUUCUA
Molecule: messenger RNA, 2249 nt
Organism: Micropterus dolomieu (smallmouth bass)
Lineage: Eukaryota; Metazoa; Chordata; Actinopteri; Centrarchiformes; Centrarchidae
Gene: slc39a7
Product: solute carrier family 39 member 7
Exons: 8
Coding region: 163-1566 (467 amino acids)
Biological process (GO): intracellular zinc ion homeostasis; zinc ion transmembrane transport
Cellular component (GO): membrane
Molecular function (GO): zinc ion transmembrane transporter activity
Source: RefSeq, a predicted model, not a curated record